UGCAAGUCACUCGAAGCACUGUAUCUGUUUGCGAGGCUCGACAUUAGCCUGACAUCCUUUCCGUCGCCAUAGUUAAUGCCUCUCGAGUGACGUACCUUAAUGUCCGCGGCUUGGGCUUAUCUCCACGCUCUUAGAGCUUAGGGGUUCACCAAAAGUCUUUGGCUUCCAGCAAUCACGAGUAACUCCCACGAGUUGACGGCUUUCAGGAAAUGUCUUCCACUCGCUCCAUAUCACUACUCGGACUUGCCUUGGUGUUUUUGAGUGCUCUCAAGGUCUCCGCCCAUGGUGGUCAUGAGCAAGCCCCUGUAGCCGCCGACGCGGAUUGGGCAACAAAACAUAUGGCUGGUAACACUGCUGCAUCUCCUCUGCCACCUAUGAGCCAAUCGCUAACUUACUUUGUAGAGGAACAUCACAUCAAUUCCUUUGAUGCUGGCUCGUUCUUCAACCUCCAUGACUACGACAGCAGCGGCACAUGGACUCCCGAUGACAUUCGCAAAACCUACGGUCUGAAGGACGAGAGUACAAAGGACCUGCCAGACGAGAAAAAGGAGGAAGUCGUUCGUAGGAUCCUAGAGCUGUUCGACAAGGAUAAGAGCGGAGCCGUCUCAUAUGCCGAGUUCCUCAUGGGUGACGCUCACGGCAUUAAACUGCCCGACUUUGGCUAUGGUCCUGGACACCAUGGCGACGACGAAUACGAGUACGAAAUCCACCAUUUCGAAAAGUUUCACGGUGACGAUACAACAGAAGAGGACUUGACGCAUCCUGAAGACAUCGUGCACUUCCGCAAGCACGACAUCAUGGAACAAGAAGCUGAACGCCAGGCGAAGCUCGACCGUAUGGAAAUUGUUGAGGCAAAUAUCCCUCAGAAGUUUCGCCGUCACGGCCACUGAACGACUUGAACAAUACAGCCUUCGCACGGUACAAGGCGGCCAAUUGGGGUUCAGAAAGCGUGCAAUCUAUGUUGGUCUCUCCAUACUUGGUUGGAAGGCAUUCUGGAAGCUGGUGGACGAGCAUCAAGAUAAUUCGAGAGCAAUCCUGCUGGCUUGGACUGCAAUCGGACUCUCGAUCCUUGUUG
Molecule: messenger RNA, 1075 nt
Organism: Aureobasidium subglaciale EXF-2481
Lineage: Eukaryota; Fungi; Ascomycota; Dothideomycetes; Dothideales; Saccotheciaceae
Exons: 1
Coding region: 210-890 (226 amino acids)
Cellular component (GO): endoplasmic reticulum-Golgi intermediate compartment; extracellular exosome
Molecular function (GO): calcium ion binding
Source: RefSeq, a predicted model, not a curated record